AUGGAGCUACAGCUGGGCCUCUCUCUCCCCACCGCCGUCACGGCGGCGCCUUUCGACUUGAACGGCGGCGCGGAGCUCCAACAGAAGCAUUACUAUGAUAACAAUAACAACGCAAAUAAGCGUGGCUUUGAUCUGGCUUUCCCCUGCACCACUACUACUACAUGUAAGACCGAAUCAUGUGACGUCGACGACGCCAGCGACAUUAGGUCGUCGCCGGAAACGAUAACACUGCCUCUGUUUGUGUGGAGUGCCAACGGCGGCCGGGAGGAGAACAACUUAUCUCAUCACGGUGAUCAUUUCCUACGAAUCCGCAGUGACGUUAAUUAUGAUUACAGGCAAGUUUUACUAAUUUAUGGUGACCUUUUCUCUAUUUAGAACGAGGAGAAGGAGGAUGACGAGGACGACGAGCUGCAAAUCGUUGGAUGGCCACCGAUCAGACCGUGGGGAAGGAACAAGUUCGAGGAGAGCAACGCGAUUGGUCGGAAUAUCUAUGAGAGUACAAUCAGUUGCGGAUUAGAAGAGGCUAGAUCGAUAAUGUCGAUUAACUGUUCCAGAUCCAGUAGGUUUGUGAAGGUGAAGAUGGAAGGCGUAGGCAUCAUACGGAAGAUCGAUCUCAGCAUCUACCAUUCCUACCCUGCCCUCAUCCGCUCCUUGCUGAUCCUCUUCUCCAAACAUUGCCAAAACAAUAGUAGCGAUGAUGACGAAGAUAGCGGGAAAAAAUAUACGCUGAUGUAUCAAAACAAGGCUGGAGACUGGCUAACAGCUGGAGACGUUCCAUGGCAGAAAUUUAUUCGAUCUGUGCAGCGUAUUGAGAUACUCAUGAGAUGAUGUAAUGAGGGUUGUGGAAAUUUAAAGCAAUGUAGCAGCUGGAUGAAGAAAAUGAUCGAUGAUGCGAGGCAGAUAUAUAUUUGUUCGUUAGUACGUGACGGAGCUACUCGAAACAAUUGAUAGUUGUUGUAGGUUAUGUUUCAAUCGAUUUAUAUUACUACCAGAUCUACAUUUAUCAAUUACUCUAAUUGUUAAUGUUACAUUUAUGCGUCAAAGCUUUUCCGUACUAGUAUUUUUCCUUGUAUUAGUAAUUGACGUAUCUAGGGUUUCUUACAAUGUUCAAACUUCAAUUCUUCG
Messenger RNA from Linum tenue, 1125 nucleotides. NCBI's taxonomy places the organism in Eukaryota, Viridiplantae, Streptophyta, Magnoliopsida, Malpighiales, Linaceae. The record is from the annotation of a GenBank genome assembly.